GUUUGUGUUUGUGUGGGGGUCCAUGCAUGUGUAUGACUAUGCCUGUGUUGCAAUGUUGUGUGUGUGUGUGUGUGUGUGUGUGUGUGUGUGUGUGUGUGUGUGUGUGUGUGUGUGUGUGUGUGUGUGUGUGUGUGUGUGUGUGUGUGUGUGUGUGUGUGUGAGCACAGCGUCCUGGCUGUGUGUCCAGCGCAGCCCCGGUAAUGCUGAGACAGACGCUGAGCGGGUGGGUUUAUUUUUGGGUCAGUGACAGUGUGUCAAUGGCCGCAGAUGCGUCGGAAAGGAAGGCUCUGAGAUACAAGCAAACCCUGCUCUAUGGGGAGUACCAAGAGCACCAAGGAGGCUCGGGCAGACGGGAGGCCACACGCCUGCUGACAGAGAGACAGAUCAAAAAACAUGGCAAUCAUCCCCGCAGCCACGGGAGGACACGGCAUGGCCGCCGUGGUCAUGGACAAAACGGAUACCACGGUCGGCACAGCUUUUACAGCAAACAGAGGAACAGGCGCCAAUCCAACAUGGAGGCGGAGCCUGCUGAGGAGCUUACAGCCGAACCUGACAUCACAUCCUCUAUGAAGAAGAAACGCUCCUACUCCAAAUGUAGAGACUGCAUCGCACGGGUCCAGAGAUUCCUUGUGACCAGGUUGGGAGAGGACUGGAUCUUCCUGGUUCUGCUGGGCAUCACAAUGGCGCUGGUCAGCUGGAGUAUGGACUAUGCCAGCGCAAAGAGCCUGCAAGCCUAUAAAUGGAUCUAUGGGGAGCUGAAGGGGAACAUCCCCCUGCAGUACCUGGCAUGGGUUUCAUACCCCCUGAUCUUCAUCCUGUUCUCCUCCCUCUUCUGUCACCUGGUCGCUCCUCAAGCUAUCGGUUCCGGCAUCCCAGAGUUAAAAACGAUCCUGAGAGGAGUGGUGCUAAAGGAAUAUUUAACUCUCAAGGCCUUUGUUGCCAAAGUCAUCGGUCUGACUGCUGCCCUGGGCAGCGGGAUGCCAGUCGGCAAAGAGGGCCCGUUUGUUCACAUUGCCAGUAUCUGUGCAGCAGUUCUCAGCAGGUUCAUGUCCUUCUUUUCAGGAGUUCAUCAGAAUCCAUACUGUUACACAGACAUCCUGACAGUGGGCUGUGCUGUCGGUGUGGGCUGCUGCUUUGGAACUCCACUUGGAGGCGUGCUCUUCAGCAUAGAGGUCACAUCCACCUACUUUGCUGUGAGAAACUACUGGAGAGGAUACUUUGCUGCCACAUUCAGUGCCUUCAUUUUCAGAGUUUUAUCGGUGUUCAACAAAGAUGCAGUAACCAUCACUGCUCUGUUCAGGACAAACUUUCGCAUGGACUUCCCCUUUGACCUGCAGGAGCUGCCGGCUUUCGCCAUCAUCGGAAUCUGCUGCGGGUUCCUCGGCGCCUUCUUCGUCUAUCUCAACAGACAAGUGGUGCUGUUCAUGAGACGACCCAACGCCAUGACCCGCUUCCUGACCAAAUACCGGCUCGUCUUUCCUGCUGUGGUCACUCUCGUCAUCGCCACCUUGACCUUCCCACCAGGGUUUGGACAGUUCAUGGCGGGCGAGCUGAUGCCCAGGGAGUGCAUCAGCUCUCUGUUUGACAACUUCACAUGGACAAAGAUCUCCGGAUCUCCUCCCCCCAUCGGUCUGGGCCGCUCCAUCGCCUGGGUGCACCCUGAUGUCAGCGUCUUCAUCGUCCUCCUCCUCUUCUUAAUCAUGAAGUUCUGGAUGUCUGCUGUGGCCACCGCCAUGCCCAUUCCGUCCGGGGCCUUCAUGCCUGUCUUCAUACUGGGAGCUGCGUUCGGCAGGCUGGUUGGGGAGAUCAUGGCCACCUUGUUUCCUCAUGGGAUCGUGUUUGAUGGCAUCCUUUACCGCAUCAUCCCUGGAGGGUACGCAGUCAUUGGAGCUGCAGCUUUGACAGGAGCCGUAACUCACACUGUGUCCACAGCGGUUAUUUGCUUUGAGCUGACAGGCCAGAUCUCCCACAUCCUGCCCAUGAUGGUGGCAGUGAUCCUGGCCAACAUGGUGGCGCAGGGCCUGCAGCCCUCCCUCUACGACUCCAUCAUCCAGGUCAAGAAGCUGCCGUACCUGCCCGAGCUUGGUUUCGGACACAUGAGCCAGUACAACAUCUUUGUUGAAGACAUCAUGGUGAGAAAGGUGAAGUUCAUAUCGUCUCAGUCCACAUACAGAGAAGUCAAACUCCUGCUGGAUUCCUCCUCCCUCAAAUCCAUCCCACUGGUCGACUCAAAAGACUCUAUGAUCCUAUUGGGCAGCGUUGACAGGUUGGAGCUCCUGGCUCUCUGUGAUUGGUGGUUGUCACCGGAGAGAAGGCUUCUGACACAGGGGCGGAGCCUGCAGGAGCAGAACCAGUGUCAGGAGCACAGCUGGGAGUCCUUUGCUUUUGUAGACGAGGAGGAAGAGGAGGAAGGAGAGAAGGGCAGCCCGGUGCAGGAGGAGAGGAACGGACCCCUCCCUCCUCCAAAGCCUCCGGAGCCUUCGUCCAACCACACGGCUCCUGUUCCUGACAAAGCUCCUCUCCAGUCGGUGAGGAAAACACUCAGGAGCCUCUUCCCCUCUAAGAGCAGACAGGCAGAGGGACAGUCUCAGGAGCCGAGUCCUCCCCCUCUGUCGGACACGAUGACACCAGAAGAGAUCACAGCGUGGGAAGAGGCGGAGAUGGACAAUCCGAUGGAAAUCGAUGAGAUACGAGUCGACCCUUCCCCUUUUCAGCUGGUGGAGAGAACGUCAUUACACAAGACCCACACGUUGUUCUCACUGCUGGGGCUCAGCCAUGCCUAUGUGACCAGUAUCGGCAAACUGGUGGGGGUGGUCGCCCUGAAGGAGCUCCAGAAGGCCAUCGAGGGCUCCACGCGCUCCGGCGUCCGGCUCCGUCCUCCUCUUGCGAGCUUGCGAGAAAUCAUCACCCACAACUCUGUGGCUAAAGCUCCACCGUCCUCUCCCACUGCUCCUUCCUCUCCGUCCUCCAUCCCUUCUCCUUCUCCUUCUCCUGAUCCCCAGCCUCCCCCUCCCCCUCCUCCUCACCUCCAACACCCUCAUCCAGAGAGUGAAACAGAGGUGUGUAUUGAGGGUGUGAAGUUGGAGGUGGAGGAGAGCAGCUGUAGCAGCUCGUCCAGCAUGAGCUGCAGCUACAACAGCACCCUCACCCUCCCCCCCUCCUCCACUCCUCCCCCCGUCCCUUCUUCCUCCACUCCUCCUGUUUCCUCACCUCCUCCUUCUCCCGCCAUCCCUCUCUCCACCCUGACGGCCCUGCAGGGACUUCUCGAGGGGGAUGAAGACAGUGAUGACGAGCCAAUGGUUUAGAUUAGUCAUGAGUGAUGGUAAUAUUUUUUUAUAAUGGAAAACUUUUAUAAUGGUGUGAGUGUUUUCUUCUUAAUGUGUUUACCUCUUAUUGUCACCUUAAAGGCAGAGCAAAGUGUGUUAGCUUGAAGCGACUUUAAAGGUCUGAAUGUUUAUCUGUUGUUAUUUGAAGAUUGUGCAUCUCUCUCUCAUUUCUCUGAUCUCUUUGUGCUGAUCCGGCCUUAUCACCGUUAACUUGUUUUUAACCUUUUGUAAAAUAACUUCCUGUCUUA
Labrus mixtus (cuckoo wrasse) is the source of this 3574-nucleotide messenger RNA. RefSeq names its product chloride channel protein 1-like. The coding region runs from base 201 to 3305 and encodes 1034 amino acids. Gene Ontology annotation, cellular component: membrane. The transcript is spliced from 24 exons. Gene Ontology annotation, molecular function: voltage-gated chloride channel activity. The record is from RefSeq and is a predicted model, not a curated record. Lineage: Eukaryota; Metazoa; Chordata; Actinopteri; Labriformes; Labridae. Gene Ontology annotation, biological process: transmembrane transport; chloride transport.